GUCCAUCGUUUCGCACCCUCUUCCUCUCUCUCUCUCUCUCUGUCUGUGUCUCUCUGUGUCUCUUUCUGUCUGCCUGUCUGCCUUUCUUCGCUUUUACCCUUCAAUUUGCCUGCUUCCUUCUCAUUUGACGACGUUUCCCAGCAAUCUCCUCCUCCUUGCAGCUCCUUGCAAGCCCUGUACUGUACUGUACCUUCUCACCAUCCUGGUAUUGCCGUAACCCUGCAUUGCCCAUCGGUAUCAAACGUCCAGUCUAGACCCUUUGAUCGUCGCUCCACGCUGUACACAUCUCCGCUACCGCCGAUCGAACAAAAACCCGUCAUUCCCCUCCUCUCGUGCUUCGCUCUCGAAGCGUCGUACUCGACCCUUUCCUGUCCGGAACCCUUCUCUUGCCCAGAGAAUGUUUGCGACGAAUAUUAAUUCCUUGGAGACGGAUUGAAGCCGUACCGGCCCGGUCGACCUCGACCUUCCUUCAUUCCUUCCGCGACGCCUACGUGCGCCUUCCACCAUCCAACAAUGGCGGCCACCGAGACAGCACCCCACGACUACUUUGACUUGCAGGACAUGGACGAUUCCCCGAGCCUAUCCAAUGGCUGCGAAGACAUGUCAAUAGCCAUGCCCUCCACACCCUCACCCACCACAGCAGCCCUUACCGCUCUGCAGUAUUUGCCCAUACCUAUGCUUGUCUUGUCUGAUCAGAAAACCGUCGUGCUGGCCAAUGAAGCCAUGGGCCGCCUUUUGGGCAUUGAAUUUGAAUGUACGGCAACCGACGGCAUAACCGUCAGCGAUGCAUUGGAGGGCAAGGGCAUGGCCGACCUGGGCGUCGAUAUACUGCAAAACGGCUCUCCGCUUCUGGUGUCCUGGGAGGACUUUCUGGACUCGUUGCUACAAGAUUCGUCUUCGGGCUUAGUUCACCUGGGUGAUGGUCUUGACGGUUCUUCCCAGAGCGGCGGAACUACACCCACGGCUACUGAGACACCGCCUAAGCUGCCCAGAUUGAGCAGUUCCAACUUGACCAGGACUGUAGUUCGCGAUAUCUCUGUCGAUGUGGUCAUUUUGCCCUACAGUCGUGAUGGUGGUCGCUGCCCACCAGGACAGAGUAAACCGUUUGUUGGUGAUGAUGCCCUUCAAGCUACACUCAUCAUCUCUGUUUGGAGCAUUGAAAACACCCAAUAUUUUACCUUGACUUUCACGAGCGCUCAGCCUGCAGAGUCGCCCCACAACUCGCGUCCUUCGAGCCGGUUUGUAACUAGAACAGCCACAAGCUUUAACCUGAGCAAGUCGCACAGCUCAACUAGUUCGUCUUCCGGUCGCAGGUCCGGAUCUCACUCGAAUGGCGCUUCCAAGGUUGCCAGCCCCAACACUGCCCCGGUCGACUUUCCACCACGCGGUCCUCCUCUCAAGGCCAAGAACGAUUUGUCAAUAACCGCUUCCAUUUUUCAGAAGGCAUCUCAAAUGAAGGACGCUAUCCUCAACUCCAUCAACAUGCCUGCCUAUGCUAUGUGGAAAGAUGAAUCAUUUGGUCUUCCCAACAAAGCCCUUCUCCAGUUUAUCACCAAUGAAGAAACAUAUAAUCCUUCUGACCAGCGCGCCUUCCUCAGCCAAUUCACAAUAUAUACGGAAGACUUUUCGAGAGAGCUAGAUGUGGACGAGUUUCCAGUCAUGAAGAUAGUGCGCAGCCAAAAACAGGCCAGUCGCCGCUUAGGAAUGUCACACCCUGUCACUGGAAUAAACCAUGUCUUUGACGUAGUAGGGGAGCCCGUCUUACACAACACGACUGGAGAAUUUCUGGGUGGCAUUGUUGUCUUCAAGGAUGUUACCGAAUACACUAAUAAAAUCGCAGCGCAGGUCGAGAAGAACGAGCGACAAUUCGAGUAUAUUGCCAACUUCAUACCUAUUCUGAUAUGGACAACGACCCCCGAAGGUGCUCACGAUUGGUACUCUCAACGAUGGUACGACUAUACCGGACAGACCGUCGAGCAGUCGCUGGGGGAAGGCUGGCGAGAUGCGUUCCACCCCGAAGAUCUGCCAGCAACAACAGAACGCUGGCUUAGAUCAUUGGCGACUGGAGAAGAGUACAACACCGAAUAUCGAGCGAGGCGACACGAUGGCACCUGGCGAUGGAUGCUCGGUCGAGCUGUGCCCUUCUAUGACGAUGAUGGAAAGAUAUUGAAAUGGUUCGGGACUUGUACGGAUAUUCACGAUCUCGUCGAGGCCCGUCAAGCCGCGCGGCAAACCAAAGCUCAACUUCUCAGGGUUAUUGAACACGCUAAAGUCACUCUAUGGGCUGUGGAUAGACAGAAGGAAAUCACUCUCCUCGAAGGGAUAAGACCAGGUCUCGCCAGCCACAAUGCAAUUGGUCGGAAUAUAUUCGAAUAUUUCGGUGACAUGGAACGCUGGCGGAAAUCGAUUGACGGGAUGUUGAUGGGCGAGGGCCAAAAUGAGCUAAUAGAAAAAUUUGUCGAAGAUGGGCGAUAUUACCGAACGCGGCUUGUGCCAAUGUGGAGCCGAUCAAGAGUUGGAGGCGUGGACGGAGAAAAUUACAUCGACGGAGUUAUUGGGGUUUCGAUGGACGUCACAGAACUACGGCAAAGGGAGAUGCAGUUGAAGCAGCAAGAAGAAGAGAACAGCAAGCUGGUCGCGAAUGCCGUGGCGGCGAAGGAAGCCAGUCGGAUGAAGAGUCAAUUCCUCGCCAACAUGAGCCACGAGAUCCGAACUCCCAUUGCAGGUGUGAUUGGAAUGAGCGAGUUAAUGCUGGAUAUGGACUUGGAUGCAGAACAGAGAGAAUGUGCAGAGAACAUUCAGCGGUCGGCGAAUGGGUUGCUAACAGUGAUUAACGACAUUUUGGACUUUUCCAAGGUUGAAUCAGGGCGACUAGACGUCGAGGAGGUGCAAUUCAGUCUAUCGGUCGUGCUUCGCGACGUCAACAAGAUGAUGUCUUUCGCUGCGCAAAGGAAGAAUAUUGCUUACGAGAGCUUCAUUCAAGCCGAAGUAGAGAGGGACCUGAGAGUUAUGGGUGACCCCGGCCGGCUGAGACAGAUUCUCACGAAUCUUUUGACCAACAGCAUCAAAUUCACAGGCGAAGGGCAUGUUCACUUGAAGGUAUCAGUGACAGAAGAGACAAAAGACACAGUUACGGUAUGCUUCGUAGUAAAAGAUAGUGGCAUAGGCAUCGAGGAAGAAGUGCGCAAACGCCUGUUUCGCCCGUUCAGCCAGGCGGAUUCUAGUACGGCGAGACGCUAUGGCGGGACCGGCCUGGGUCUUACGAUCAGUAAGAAUCUUGUCGAACUGAUGCGAGGUACUAUCAGCCUGGAGUCAAAGUUGGGAUACGGCACAGUGGCGACAUUUUCUAUUCCUUUCAACCGGGCACCUUAUCCAAACGGGAACUCCCCUCUGAUCGAUUUGGCAUCGAUUCCAGAUCGACUACAGUCUGACGUUUCGGUAUCCUGUUCAAGUUCAGCCGAUCACACACCACCGCUUACACCCAAGUACUCCAACGGGAGCACAGUAUUAGGAUCUGGGCGAGGGGAAGCGCAACCGCUACACAUGUCCCCUUCCCUCAACGCCAGUAUACCAGAUCACUUGAUGAGCCUGCCCGAGAGUGAAAGGAAGCACAUUCAUAUCCUGGUGGUGGAAGACAAUCAAAUCAACCAGCAGAUUGCGCUUAAAACGAUCAGGAAAUUGCACUUCAGCGUCAAUGCGGUAUGGAACGGUCAGGAGGUGCUCGACUACCUAUCACAGAAACCAUCUCCGAGCCGCCCACGACCAAACAUCAUCCUCAUGGACGUUCAGAUGCCCAUCCGCGACGGGUACAGCGCGACGCAGGCGAUUCGAACCGAGUUUGACCAGGUGCCCGAGGUGCGCAAUGUGCCCAUCAUUGCGAUGACAGCGUCGGCAAUCCAAGGAGACAGGGAGAAAUGCCAGCAAGCGGGAAUGGACGACUACCUGUCGAAGCCAGUCAAGGGCAAGCUGUUGGAGAAGAUGCUGGUCAAAUGGGCUGUCGAGGGCAGCCGGCGCAAGGUGCGUGCCAAGGCGCAGGCGGCCGCAAACGAAAGGGAUCGGCGGGGAGGCGCGCCAACCGAUGAUGCGGGCCCCAGCGCAACUGCCCAAAACCCUCCUGAUCACCUCCCGCAAAUCGCUCAGCCGCUCAAAUCUGAAACGGCGGCGUCUCCCGCACUGACGGCUGAGCUUGACCGCCUGCACUACCAGAACGACACUGCCUUGGCCAAAUCCUCCGAGACCGAUGUCGACCGUGCCCUGCGACGCAUUCACGCCGAAGAGAUGGCUUCCACGCUGCGCGACGACAAGCUGCUCUCGCUGACGGGGGCAGAGCUGGCCUUGUUGAGCGAUCGCGACUCUGUACCGAAGCUGCCCUUGACGCAGGAGAACAUGCAGAAGCUCGAGAAGGCUGCGGAGCCCGUGGCCAACCGCCAAUCGCGUCAGGCCAACGACGACCGUGUUUCCAACGCCCCAGAACCCCGAAGUCGGAGCGACAGCAUUACGCGUUCUUCCACCCAGGUCAGACCCUCGUUGAUGGACACCAGGCUUCGCGACAGCCAGCAGACUGUCCUUGCGAGAUCCCCGACAAGUACCUGA
This is a messenger RNA of Periconia digitata, 4593 nucleotides long. Lineage: Eukaryota; Fungi; Ascomycota; Dothideomycetes; Pleosporales; Periconiaceae. The record is from the annotation of a GenBank genome assembly.